AUGCGGUCCGCACCGAUUGCGCUGCUGCUCGUCGCGUGCGCAUUCGUCGACGGAAGACGUGGCGGUGGAUCAGGAGGGCGCGGAAGAUCCGGAUCGCGGAGCAGCAGCUUGUUUUCAACGUCGCGCUCGAAGCCCUAUUUUACGAAAAAGUACGCCAAACCGGGCUCAAUAGAACACACAUCAAACUUCCGGUCAUUCGUGUUUGGAGCAACUUCCGGAUAUUUAAUGUUCAACGCAGGACGCCAUAUUAUUCAAGAUGCAUCGCGUCCAAUUUCAUUCGGCAAUCGUCAAUACUAUUGGGGUGAGGGUCGUCUGGUUCCCGACGAGAAGCUUCCAAUCCAAUGUGUGAAUCGAAUCGAUCCUCAAGAUCCGCAAUUCGGCCGAGUAUACUUUGAGAAUGAAUCUCGACCUCAAGAAAUCGCAUAUUCGUGCCCGGCCGAAUCCAAUUGUUGCGGCUACGAUUGUUGCGAAGAAUCCACAUUUUUCACAUCGAUUUUUAGCCUUCUUGUCGUCAUGCUCAUUCUUUCGGUGCUCGGCAUCUUCGUCAUCGAAUGUGUCCGUUGGUGCCUUCAUUGUACCUACUUCUGCAAACACGGUCGUGCUCGCGAGUUCGAGCCACUCAGCAUCUGA
Caenorhabditis bovis is the source of this 630-nucleotide messenger RNA. The record is from the annotation of a GenBank genome assembly. NCBI's taxonomy places the organism in Eukaryota, Metazoa, Nematoda, Chromadorea, Rhabditida, Rhabditidae.